This is a messenger RNA of Symbiodinium sp. CCMP2592, 3114 nucleotides long. The record is from the annotation of a GenBank genome assembly. NCBI's taxonomy places the organism in Eukaryota, Dinophyceae, Suessiales, Symbiodiniaceae.
AUGCCGCCAGCAGGGAGAGGUGGCCGUCGCCACCAGCGCGAUGUCAGGGAUGACAGGGAUGACGAAGAGGAAGAUGAUCAGGAGCCUGAAGAAGAAGACAGGCCCCGUCGCUACCCGCGAUCCCGCUACAGGCCGGAUGGCACCCGACGCCGCUCGGCAGGCGAACUCCAAGCCAGGCAGGCAGCCUGGCAGAAUAAAAGGAAGGGCAGGGGACAGGCCCCCCAGACCGGCCAGGGCAAAGGCAAAGGAAAGAAUUCGGAUCGUGGCAAGGGAAAUGGGGAGCAGCCGCGGCAACGGCCCCCAACCCAAACAUCAAAUCGCCAGCAAGAGCAGCGCCAGCAAGACAGGCGAACAGAAAGGCGAGAAGAUCAGGAUCCCCGGCCAACACAGCGCCGCGAUCAGGACGAUGAUCGAAGUCGCGACAGAGAAUGGAAUCCCGACACAUGGCAAGGAGGUGGCUGGAUAGACUAUUCUUCACGGCAAUGGGAUGGAUGGCGAACCAACACAGAGGAUCGCCGCCCUGAUCGCCGUCGGCAGCAAGAUGCUGAAGAAUCACGGGAGGGCAGACGCCCACCAGCAAGGGGAACCGCUAGGGAUGACCGUGAUACGGCCCCUACCAGCAGAGCGGACCGACAAAGAGACACUAGAGAUGAUGCUCCCCAACGCCGGGUCGAGCGGCAUAAAGAUACUCAUGAAGACACUCCCCCACGGAGGGUUGAGAGACGUGAGGCCAGGACACAGGGACGUCCUCCGACCCCUCCUCGCAGCCCACGCAAGCGAGGUCACCGUGGGGACGCCGAUAGCCGGCCCCAGGCAGAGAACAGUCUCCCAAAAGACCUUCCACGAGGCCCGCCCCAGUCUACGGCUCAGACAGCCAGACAAUGGGAGCGCUGGCAGUCGCUUCGCGACAACCUCAGGAAACUGAGGCAGAAUGGGGCCACGGAGCACAUUGAAUCGUUCUUCGGCAGAGGCCACUAUACCAAGAAGCAUGAUGACUUUCACAAAGCUGUGAAAUUGCCAUCCUACGGGAACUGGAAUUGGGCAUCGUUUGCCUACCUGCUCUGUGGAGAGCUCCAUGGCAAUCCGGAAACCUCAAAGGAAGGCUCGUACGGAGCAGCCGUUGAGGGCUGGGUGGGAACAGUCCACGAGGAAGAGGACCCCGAAUUCCGAGCCAUGUUCAACUGGAUUGUGGAAUCCAUGGAUGCUUGGGUUGAUCUCCUGAGUGAGAUCACCAGCCAAAUGCAUGACAUUAUGGGCUGGAAAAUUACGGAACCAGAAGUGGAUCGACUUCUACGCCACUUCUACCCGGGAGCCAAGCAACCAACUACGGCCCCUUCCUCCUCCUCGCAUCAAGCCAAGGAAGUGCCGUAUUCGGCCCCUUCACAAGAUGCUGACUAUCAAGAUGAGGAAGAUGACUACUACUAUGAGGACGAGGAGUACUACGAUGAGGGCGACGAGGAAGAAGAGGAAGAUCAGUACUGGGAAAGGGAAGAGGAAGCUCCGGCAAGCUCCCAUAAAGAAAACAUCAAGGAUGAGCACAACCUGGAAAGCCUGGAAGCCCUCGGCAUCUACGAAGAGGUGCCGACCACACCGGCCCCAAAUGCUGACUCCGCCCACACCAGUGCUCACAGCACACUGACCGAAGAGCCAGAGGGGAGCCUGGAACAGGCCCCCACCUUCACUCCGUACUCCUUCCCAUUCCCGCCGACGAGACUCCGUCGAGACCGCGACGAAACCUUAUCGAAGAGGUUAAGCAAGGUCCUCCGUCAUGACAAAGGCCAAUUUGGCCUUGACUUCUACAAGAAUGCCACGGAGGAGCUCAUGGCAGUGAUCUACUGGAACAAAAAACAAAGGUUCCGAAUCCUCCUGGCCCGGGACCGAGACAGCACCAACAUUGUGGUUGGAGCAGUACAGGGCCACAGCAGUAAAGUGGACCCGGAGGCCGUACACGAUAGGGUCGACCCCAAGGAGGUCCCCUUUCUCCUUCACGCGACCCACUAUGAGUUCUACAAGAAGAUCUUUCACGAAGGCCUUCACCCUGGCGGUGGUGGAGGGAGCUCCUGGAGGCAGCAACUUCACCUACUGCCCGGUGAGAGGAGCAGCGAAAGGUACUUCCCCACACGCACUGACAUCGUGCUACAUGUGAAGCCGAGCUCGGCCACCGAAUGUGUCUACUAUCGCUCUCAGAAUGGGUACUAUCUCACGUCUGACUCAAUCGCUCCGAAGUACAUUCAGGCUGUGACGAUUCGUGAGAGCGGGGAAAGGGUUGAGUCCACGGAGGACUCCCCUCCACUCCCAUCCGUGGUGCUGCAGGCCUACCUACGGCCACAAUUAGGACAGGCUGGUCGGCAGUCGGAACUGGAUGGUGGUCAGACCCACAUGCUCGACGGUCAGGCUGGUAUUCUAGAGGUCGCGACUCGACUAGAUGCACUCUUGUUUGCCACUCGGCUGUCCAUGCAAUCCGCAGCGGAUCAGGAAGGGCUCUGGCCCAACAAAUCACAUGGGCCCCCAUCAGAUAGGACCGCUCACUGCAGCAUGUCGUCUGAUUCGGACUUCUGGGAAGCACUUGACGACGAAUUCCCGGAUGUUGAAUGUGAUAGUGAUGAUCUCCUGGACGAGACCCCUCCACCGGGAGUGACUCAGGCAGUGCAGCCCGACCCACCAUAUCGGCCAGUAUUUCCAGGUACUCCGGUGCAAAACGUUUUGGCACUGGUCAAGAGGUCCUCCCCAGGGCAAAAGGGAGAGGACGGCCCUGCCCACAGAACUGUGGUGCCGACCGGUCGGCCACAAAAAGCAGCUACAUCUAGUCAAGUGGAUGGAAACCGCAAGAGGAAAAGGAGGCCAUCGCAACGGCCUGAUCUACCGGAGCAGCCCGAAGAUGGCCCGGAACAAGCCGGGGGUGCAGCCUCCCACUCAACCAGAAUGCACCUCCUCUUUGGUGAGCCCAUCCACCUGACAGGCAACCAACCCGACAGCGGUAAUGCGGAGACGACUGAUCGACCCGCAACCAUCACAGAUGACCUUCCCAUGGAACUAAGUGCUGACUAUCGCCUUGAAGACGAUAUCGAUCUCACUUUGAUUCCGGCCCCCAUCCAAGGGGUGCCGACAACUUGA